Pipistrellus kuhlii (Kuhl's pipistrelle) is the source of this 1659-nucleotide messenger RNA. It is a transcript of the gene ZPLD1, whose product is annotated as zona pellucida like domain containing 1. NCBI's taxonomy places the organism in Eukaryota, Metazoa, Chordata, Mammalia, Chiroptera, Vespertilionidae. Gene Ontology annotation, cellular component: cell surface. Bases 164 to 1411 code for a protein of 415 amino acids. The record is from RefSeq and is a predicted model, not a curated record. The transcript is spliced from 11 exons.
UUAAAAGACUUCUAAUAAUGAGCAAUUAUUCUCUCAUCUGAAGGGUUGAAACUCUUCUGAAAACGUUUGCUAAGGCCAGGCACUUGGACACUCAGUCACAUGCGGCAGAACCAGGCACAUGGAGGACAGCUGACUCCACAGAACCAGGGACUUGGGUUUUGCAAUGGAACAGAUAUGGUUGCUGUUGCUUCUAACAAUAAGAGUACUUCCGGGGUCUGCUCAGUUCAAUGGCUACAACUGUGAUGCCAACCUCCACAGUAGAUUUCCUGCUGAAAGAGACAUCAGUGUCUACUGUGGGGUGCAGGCCAUUACAAUGAAGAUUAAUUUUUGCACAGUACUUUUCUCCGGUUAUUCUGAAACAGAUCUUGCCCUGAAUGGAAGGCAUGGGGAUUCCCACUGCAGGGGGUUCAUCAAUAACAACACCUUUCCUGCUGUGGUUAUUUUCAUCAUCAAUCUCAGCACCUUGGAGGGCUGUGGCAAUAACUUAGUGGUAUCCACAGUCCCUGGAGCCAGUGCUUAUGGAAACACAACUUCAGUACAAAUAGGAAAUAUUUCAGGAUACAUUGAUACUCCAGAUCCACCAACAAUCAUCAGCUAUCUACCUGGGCUUCUUUACAAAUUUAGUUGUAGUUAUCCAUUGGAAUACCUGGUUAAUAAUACACAGCUUGCUUCGUCCUCAGCUGCUAUUUCUGUAAGAGAGAACAAUGGUACAUUUGUCAGCACUUUGAACCUGCUCCUUUAUAACGAUUCAACCUACAGUCAACAGUUAAUUAUCCCGAGUAUAGGAUUGCCUUUAAAAACCAAAGUAUUUGCAGCUGUGCAAGCCACUAAUCUGGAUGGCAGAUGGAAUGUCUUAAUGGAUUAUUGCUACACAACCCCAUCAGGGAAUCCAAAUGAUGAUAUUCGGUACGAUCUCUUCCUUAGCUGCGACAAAGACCCGCAGACCACGGUCAUUGAAAACGGCAGAAGUCAGCAGGGCCGGUUCUCCUUUGAAGUGUUCCGAUUUGUGAAGCACAAGAAUCAGAAAAUGUCCACCGUCUUCCUGCACUGCGUGACCAAGCUCUGCAGAGCUGAUGACUGCCCCUUCCUUAUGCCUAGUUGCAGCCACAGAGAGAGGAGAGACGCAGGGAGGAGGACCACGUGGAGCCCCCAGAGCACUUCUGGAAAUGCCAUCCUCUCUGCGGGGCCCAUCAUUACCCGGAGUGAUGAGACUCCAACCAACAACUCACAGCUUGGUUCUCCAAAUCAACCACCAUUCCAGCUGAAUGCCGUCACCAGCGCACUGAUAUCAGGAAUGGUCAUUCUGGGCGUCAUGAGCUUUUCGCUACUCCUGUGCUCACUGGCCCUUCUGCACAAGAAGGCACCCAACAGUUUGGUGUUGAAUGGCAUAAGGAACCCAGUCUUUGACUGACUGCAACAGGUUCUGGCUCUGGAGAGAAGGCUCACUGUGUGACUGCAGUCUGUGCUCCAUCUGAAUUGAAUGUGAGCCAGCACUUGAUAUUUGUAGGUUUGGUAGAUUUCACAGUGUAGCUCUUCAGCGUGAUGCUAGUGAAAGAAUUUUGAUAAUAUUGCUGUUGUCUCUUAUGGAUGUGGUCAGCCAUAUUUGUAUGGCACCAAUGAUUAUACUGACAAUAAGCAAAUAACAUUCAGGAUUUAUAU